AUGCAGCUCACUCGUGUCUUCCUCGGGCUCCUCCCUCUUUGCGUUGCCUCCUUGGCUGCGCCAAUAAUUAACAACGUCGAAAUUGCGGUAAGGCACUCCAACUACGAGCCUGAUGAGUCCCUCCUGGCCGAAUACGCCGACAAGCGAGAGGAAUUCACUGACGACAUCCAAGCCAUCUAUUCCAAGCGAGAGGAGUUCACGGAUGAUAUCCAGGCAAUUUAUUCCAAGAGGGAGGAGUUCACCGACGACAUACAAGCUAUUUACUCCAAGAGAGAGCCUGAAGAAUUCACCGACAACAUCCAAGCCAUUUACUCCAAGAAACGAGAGGAAUUCACUGACGACAUUCAAGCCAUCUACUCCAGGGAGCAGUUUACCGACGACAUUCAGGCCAUUUAUAGCAAGCGAGAGGAAUUCACGGACGACAUCCAGGCCAUCUACUCGAAGAGAGCGUCAACUAUGAUAGAGCCUGAGGAGUUCACCGACGAUAUCCAGGCUAUUUACUCCAAGCGCGAGGAGUUCACGGAUGACAUUCAGGCGAUCUAUUCCAAGCGCGAGGAGUUUACCGAUGACAUCCAGGCGAUCUACUCAAAGAGGGAGGAGUUCACCGAUGACAUCCAGGCCAUCUACUCCUAA
This is a messenger RNA of Cyclocybe aegerita, 633 nucleotides long. Lineage: Eukaryota; Fungi; Basidiomycota; Agaricomycetes; Agaricales; Hemipholiotaceae. The record is from the annotation of a GenBank genome assembly.